Molecule: messenger RNA, 2071 nt
Organism: Solea solea (common sole)
Lineage: Eukaryota; Metazoa; Chordata; Actinopteri; Pleuronectiformes; Soleidae
Gene: rogdi
Product: rogdi atypical leucine zipper
Exons: 11
Coding region: 109-1005 (298 amino acids)
Cellular component (GO): RAVE complex
Source: RefSeq, a predicted model, not a curated record
CACACCCUCCGCUAAGCUAGGCAGUGGUGACACUCGUUCAUUCACAGGAGCGGAGAAACGCAGUGGGACGUGUUUUUCUCUACGGUUUGCGUCUGUAAACUGCGCCAAAUGUUAAACCCGCAGAGGUCUCUGUCCGAGCUGCCGAAAAUGUCCGCUGCCAGUCAGGUGGAGAGAGCGGUGCUGGAAGAGGAGUUCAACUGGCUGCUGAAGGAAGAAGUGCAUUCUGUCCUCAAGCAGCUGCAAGAUGUCCUGAAGCAGGAGGCCUCCAGACGCUUCUCAAUGCCCACUCCAGGCCUGGAGAGUCAGCUCAGACAGGAGAACUUCAUCCUCGGCAGCUCAACCAUGGAUCAAGUGAAGGGUGUGCUGACUCUACAGGGAGAGGCUUUGACUCAAGCGGACAUAAACCUGAAGGUUGCCAAAAGUAGCCAAGUGCUGCAUUUUCAGUUCAGAGAGGACAAGCAGUGGAAGCUUCAGCAGAUCCAGGAUGCCAGGAACCAUGUGAACCAGGCUCUGCAGCUGCUCACCAGCCGUGACGACACCUACCACUUCCAGACGGGGGCCGAGGUCAAUAAGCUAAUGGAUGCAGUGAUGCUGCAGCUGACGCGAGCACGAAACCGCCUCACCACCCCGGCCUCCAUGACCCUGCCUGAGCUGGCUACCAGUGGUCUGAUGAAAAUGUUUACUCCUCCCAUGCCUGGAGACGUGAUGGUGAACUUUUACAUCAACCUCAGCAAACUGUGUCUGACUGUCUACCAGCUUCAUGUGCUGCCUCCAAACACCACCAAGAACUUUAAGCCAGCAGGAAGUUCAGUGCUGCACAACCCUGGAGCCAUGUUCGAGCUCAACAACAACCGCUUCGAGGUGAGCCAUGUUCACAAGGUGGAGUGUGUGGUUCCCUGGCUCAGUGACACGCUGGUGUUCUUCACCAUCUCCCUGCAGCUGUGUCAGCAGCUCAAAGACAAGAUUUCAGUCUUCUCCAGUUUCUGGAACUACAGACCUUUCUGAUCCCCACACACACACGCACACACGCACACACGCACACACAAGUAUAAGGGACAUCCUGAAAGUUAGUUCAUUGUUAGUUGUGUAUUUGUUGUCAUUGAAUGGUUCAGUCUAACCCUAACCCUAACCAUGAUGAGGAGAAGGAGCCAAUCAAACCUCACCAGAUAUGAAUAUUUGCCAGUGGUGUGGACCUAGUGACCAACGUCCAUCAACAACUGUAUCUCUUUAUCUUUGUUUGGUUUACAUUCAUGUUUCUUAAUACUAAGUAUUGAUCCUAAAGUUGUGGUCUGAGCUGAUGUGUACUGUGUACUCAGGGUUAGAAGACUGACACAAGCUGAUAGUGGGAGUUGAUUUUACAAUACUUGAUGUUUCCAUCGCACGUUCUUCAGCACCUUUUUAAAGACACUCACGUUGACGUCAUUGGAUUUUCUUGAAUGACUCUCUUGAAAUGGGAGUUCACAACCAUGGCUCUUUGUUGAGUUUGCAUGUUUUCCUCAUGUGUGUGAGGUUAACUGGACACUAAACUGACCAUGGUUUUGUCUCUGGUGACCUGAGCUGACCUUUCACCCCCUCAUGUGGAGGUUGAAGCAGUGGACCAUGAAUAAAUGUGGAAACAGCACUUACUCAAAUCCAACACUACAGAGUUUUCACAAAUGCUGCUCAGGAGUUUGGAAAAAACCCUUUGUUUUCAGUCAUGUCAUCGUUUCUCUGUUGAAACUAAAAUGACAUUCAUUAGACUCUUAUUCAGAUAUACACAGUAAUACAGAUGACACAGCACAGUCAUGUUGUGAUGUAAACAGUGAAGUGUUGUGAAAAGCUCCCACUGUGGGCUCUGAGAGGGUCAACGAAAACCAGUCACCAUUAAGCUGCCGGUUGUGUUGAUGAUUGUUUAUGUUUGUGUUCUUAUUUUUGUCUUUUUUUGCACUUUGUCGAGUCCAUGUUGAAUCAAAACACUAAUCCACUGACACAAGCAAAAAGUGUUAGUCUGAGAAUCUGUCUAUCAUAUAAAUAUAUAUAUAUAUAUAAUUGUGGAAAUAAGUGAUCUGUGCAAUAAAAUAUUCUAUGAUGA